AUGAACUGGAUCGGCCUCCUCGUCCUGCUGACCGUGGCCGGGCUGGCGCACGGGACAUGGGACAACUGUGGAUGGACUUGUGGACUCCGACCCAUGGUGUCUGACUCUAUACCUCAUGACUACGGCAUGACACGCAUCGUGGGUGGCACAGGUGCCCUGCCAGGGGCCUGGCCAUGGAUGGUCAGCAUCCAGUACCCCUGGCGUUCAGGCUUCGAACAUUGGUGUGGAGGGUCUCUCAUCACUGCAGACUGGGUCCUCACAGCAGCCCACUGCUUUGACAAGUUUAAGAAAAUUGGCAUCCUGAAUGUGGUGAUUGGGGUCACCCAGUUGACUAAGCCAGGACCUGAGGCACAAGUGCGCCGGAUUAAGAAGCUACUUCGUCAUGAAAACUAUAGGAGAAGUGAUAUAACUAAUGACAUUGCCUUGCUGGAACUGGACGAGCAUGUCCAGUGCAGCCCUUAUAUCCAGCUGGCCUGUGUAGCUGAACCUGCCCUAAGAGUCUCAGAACUGCAAAACUGCUGGAUAGCUGGCUGGGGUUCAACCACAAAAGGAGGUCAAGACUCAAGUGAUCGCCUCCAGGAGGCCAAGGUCCAGCUCAUCGAUGUCCAACUCUGCAACAGCAGUGGCUGGUACGCAGGGAAAAUCCAUACCCACAAUUUGUGUGCUGGUUACCCAGAGGGAAACAUUGACACCUGCCAGGGUGAUAGUGGUGGUCCUCUCAUGUGCCAGGACAACCACGCUGACACCUGGUGGGUUGUUGGAGUGACCAGCUGGGGAAAAGGCUGUGCCAGAGCAAAGCUGCCUGGAGUUUACACGUCCACUCAGUACUUCUAUGACUGGAUUCUGGCCCAGAUGGGGCUGAGCCCAUUUAGAAGUGCUUUCUGA
Molecule: messenger RNA, 885 nt
Organism: Poecile atricapillus (Black-capped chickadee)
Lineage: Eukaryota; Metazoa; Chordata; Aves; Passeriformes; Paridae
Product: acrosin-like
Exons: 5
Coding region: 1-885 (294 amino acids)
Biological process (GO): proteolysis; acrosome reaction
Molecular function (GO): serine-type endopeptidase activity
Source: RefSeq, a predicted model, not a curated record